Molecule: messenger RNA, 195 nt
Organism: Linum tenue
Lineage: Eukaryota; Viridiplantae; Streptophyta; Magnoliopsida; Malpighiales; Linaceae
Source: the annotation of a GenBank genome assembly
AUGACCACCGGCGGGACACAAGAGGAGUACAACAUUGACGUUUGGUCCGGCAACCACCCGUUCUACCUGGGGAACCGCUCCGGCGUGCUUGUGGACGCGGACCAGGUCGAGAAGUUCCGGAAGAAGUUCGGUGAGCUGACGCAGCUUAUGCAAAUCCCUGUGCUCAAGGGCGAGAUUGUUUUGCCCAGCAGGUAG